AAUUGAUGACGUACAGCACAAGCGACGUCAGCAUGAACCCAUGAUACGUGUUACAGAUGAAGAAAAGUGCCAUAAGUUUCACAGAUUAACCAUAUUUAAGCUUCAAUUUGACCAAACGGUAGUUUAUCUCUAAUAAGCACAAUGGAGUUACUCGAGAUAGUAUCGCCAAAUGUUGCUUUUCCAGUUGUAGGCGUUCUUUUAUGUGCUUUUCUGGUGUUUGCAUUUGGGUUCAAGUCACCAGCUCAGCCACCAAGCUUUAGUUACCUGGAAGAUGACCACAAGAAAAAGAAAUCAAAGAAGCAAAAGCAAAGUAAAGGUCAGACCAAUGGUCAUGCUGUAACUGAACCAGAUACCCAACCAAUCAAAACUGAAUCUUCUCCAAAGCAAAAGAAACAGACCACACCAAAGCCUGCCAAACCAACCAAACAAGAACCUGCUAAAAAGAAGAAAGUUUUGAAGGAAGCUGAGGAAGAAAAGAAAAAUGCUAAGAAUGUACCUGUUCCUGAUGAUACAGAUGGAUGGACAACCUUAGUGAAAGGAGGAAAAAAGAAAGGAGGAAAGAAAACAGAAACUGUUGAGGAAAAGUUGACUGCAGACAAGAUUGUUGAGAAGGUUAAAGAAGUAACUGCUGCUGUUGUGUCUGAGGAACCCCCACAGGAGCAGAGGAACAAAAAGAAACAGAAGAAAAAGACGGGGAAGGAAGCAGAAGAAGUUAAAGUAGAGACCAGUAAACCUCCAGUUGAACCUGUCAAAGUUCCUGAACCAAAACAGGAUGAAGGCAAAUUUGAAGAAGCAUCUAGCAAGAAAACUAAAUCUAAAAAGACAGCUGAUAGUCAGAAGGAAGAAGUAAAAGUUGAAGCUAAGAAAACUGAAAUUAAAGCUAAAAUUGAACCUAAAGUUCAGACAGAAGCAAAAGCCAAAACUGAUACCAAACCAAAAAAGGCAGUAGAAACUAAAACUGAAGCGAAACAAGAUGUUAAACCCAAGGAUGUAAAACAAGAGGCUAAACCAAAGGAAGCCAAGAAAGAAGUUAAAGCUAAAGAAGCCAAACAAGAAGCUAUGCCAAAGGAAGCCAAGCAAGAUAAUAAACCUAAAGAGGUAAAGCAAGAAGCUAAACCAAAAGAGGUCAAGCAAGAAACUAAACCAAAAGAGACCAAGCAAGACGUUAAACCAAAAGAGGCUAAGCAAGAAGCUAAACCGAAAGAAACAAAAGCAGAUAAACAGAAGGAAGGAAAGAAACAAGAAGCAGCCAAACCUAAAGAAGACAAAAGUGAAGCAAAGACAAAGAAACAGACAGGUGAAUCUAAACCAGAGGAAGUUAAACCAAAGACUACUGAACCAAAGAAAGGAAAAAAGGCUGCUGAGAAAAGUGAAGCCAAAGCUCCAACCAAACCAACAACACCUGACCAACCUGCAAAAGGUACUAAUGAUUUUGUACUCAUACAUCCCCAAGAUGUUGAACCAGAGAAGUCUUCUCCCGUUGACAGUGAUAAGAAUUCAGCUGGAUCUGACAUGUCUGUUUCUUUUGAUGAACUUGGAGAUUCCUGGGUAGAAGCUAAACCAAAGAGUAAAAAGAAGAAAGCAAGACGUGAGAAUUAAUGAGAAACCAUUCCUGUGAUACAGGUGUAAAGUGCUACAGAGCCAAGGCCAGACAUAAGAUAGAGAACCCCCUCGAGUCUCAUAUUAAGUUGGACUUCUUUUGUUUUGUUAUACAUGUAACAAAAACAAAGCUAAAAUAUGUAAAUGGCCUGGGUUUCUUAUGUCAGAAAUUUGUUUAUGUUUACGAUAUUUUCUGUUAGCUUUUUUUGACAUUUUUACAUCUUAUUGAUUGACAAUUUUACAUUUUUGUGAGGACCAUUUUUUUCAAGCUUUUUUUUUGAAUCCAUAGAUAUAUAUUUUCAUUUAAUACUUAAAGUAUGAGUACUCAGUUCUGUUUCGAGGGGAAAUACUGGUAGUUUUAGUGGAAGUGCUUGUCAGAUAAACUAUGGUAUUAUAUUUGCAAUUUUUGUUAAUUCUACGCACACUUAAAAAUACCAAAGAAUCCAUGACAUUUUUUUUUUCUUGAGUCAAACGAUUAUCAUAACAGACAUGAUGCUUUUAUAGUUAAUGAAAUGAGUAGGAUUUUCAGGAACUAUUUUAGUUUGACAUUACAGUCAGGUACUUGUAUUUCAAUUUAUGUAUGAUGUUUUCUUCCUUUAGAUAAAAAAUACAAAAUUUUAAUUGCAAAAUUCUAAAUGAAUCAUAAGCCAAAAUAGAAAGCCAUGAAAAAUAGUCAAACAUAAUCAAAUGAAAAUGUCUCAACAUAUAAGAAAAGUAUUACAAAGAAAUGAAUCAUUCAUUAUUCAUACAUGUUUAUUAUUCCUUCAUACUUCUUUUUAUCAUUAAAAAAUAUUUGGUGAGGGGAUCAAUGCAUGCCAUGUCAGUUUAGCCUGUUUUUAAAUUGGUUGAGUGGCAGUACUUUUGUUACUUCUCAGUAAACGUAAAAAUGACUAAGGGUAGGUAUAUAAUUGGUGCUAUGUAAACAUCUAGUCUGUUAUUACAGCAAUAUUUGUAUCUCAUAUCAUAACACGGACAAAACUUUUAAAACAUAUCUAAAAUUUAGCUCAAAUAAUUUCAAUGACUUUGCAAAGAAAGGUUCACAAUUUUUAUUCAUAUGGAUAUUUUUAGUUAGAAGGUAUAAGAAUUAAUUCUGUAUAACAUUUGAACACCAGAUUCUGGUUUAAUACCACAAUUUUAAUCCUUGCAAUUGUAUAUCUAUAAAAACACCAAUAAUUUAUAUUGAAUACGAAGAAAGAUCUUGGAUAAUGUAUUGUUACGAUGGAUUAAGUUUUAGUAGAUCAUUGGAGACAUGUUUUUUGUCAUCAUUUAUGUGUCCAUUUUUACAAUUCUUGGAAACAAAGUUUUUAUAAAGGACUUGAGAACAUGUACACGGAACUGCAGGCCAGUUCAUAAUGAAAUUAGAGAUUUAAAGAAAGACACAAAUAUUGUAUAUAAUGAUUCAUAAAGGUGUAUAAUACCAAAUUAGUCAAAUACUAUUGUAGAGUUAUAAAUGCACCAGAGUUUGUGUGAUGGACUAUUGGUGUUAAUUGUAUGUCAGAUUUGAAUUACAGUGCACGAUGAAUAGUACAGAAUAUAAAUUAUUUCUUCAUAUCAGGAACUUUUUGAGUUUGGUAUAGUUUACACAGAAACGUUUUCCCAGGAGAAUUAUAACUCCGUCCUUUGGAAGUGUGGUUGUGAUGAUGCAUGAUCGGUGUUUUAUCUUUUGUGUCAGACUGGCAUUAUUCAGGUAACUGUGAUUAAAAAGAGAUUAUGUCCCUUGAAAAUUCCUGGAUUUUUAUACUUAAGUAUCUUUUUGAAUAUACAAGGAAGGAUUCUAUCCUGGUGUUUGAGGUGAGAAAUUGAAUUGUCUAUGACAAUUUUGUCCGAAAUUCCAAAAUUAAUCAGUAUUCAGCAUUUGAAAAUUUUUACAGCAAAUUAUGACUAUAAGUAAUAAGAAAGGAGGUUAUUGAUAAUUAUGACACCAUUAUCCUUGGUAAUGUUCAUGAAUGUAAUUUUGUUCUGUUAUUGAAUUUAUUUUCGCUAGUUGAAGUUUGUUGUGUUUGCUUAAAUGGAAUAUGAUAAGAAAUAAAUUCCAGUGAUUAUCAAGGGAUCUUAGUGGCAUUGCAAAGACUAACCAGAUUACAGUUAAAUCAUAGUUAAGAUUUUAAAUCUGGUAGGUUGAAGAAAAAUCUUUUGUUGCUCUUGAAAACUGAAUCUAUUCAACUACAAUUUCAAAAGGUUUUAAUGAUAAAAACAUAUUAACUUGCUCCUCGAGGGUUAAACUCUGAAACUUUCAGGAGAAAUUGAAGAUCUGUUUUCUUUUGAAAGGGACACAAGAAGAUGCUUCAAAUUAAAUACAUUAAUAUUCACUGAUCAAUAAUUUGUAGUUUACCAAUAUACUUUAUUUAUAAUGGAUAAUUAGGAGAGAAAAGUAGAAGAUUUUAGUAAAUAAUUAAUUGUAUGUUAUAAGUAAGUUUAGCACCAUGUGCUGAUGUUCAUGAUUGAUAAUGUGUGUGAAUGUGUUGGUAUAGGGUAUAAAUGAGUGAACGGUUAAAUGUGGACCAAAUUAUUUUUGUAUAUAUAAUUAUUAAUAUAUUAUGUAUAUGUAUGUCAAAUUACAUCAAACAUGUCAGAUCUUCCAUACUUAUUGUUAUUUUUAUUUCUCUAUAAAAGAUUGUUAUAUUUUUUGUUUUUGAAUAUGACCAUACAUGUGCAUGUAGUUGAUAUGUUGUCAGCAUUUCUGUUGUCUUAUUCAGACCUCAUAGUGCAGCUUGUAUCGUCAGAUGAAAGGUGCAUACCCGUAUAUAUUGCUUUCAAUUGUAAAUUUAUUAGCGAGAAAACUAUUAUUUUACUUUAUAAACUAGAAAAAAAAUAGAAAAAAAAUUACACAGUGAACCAAAUAGUUACUAAACAUCAGGAAAUUUUAAGCAUUUUAGCUUUAACAUGUUACAGUUCAGAUUACAAAUGUAAAAAACAAAUGUAUAGCAAGUGCUUUUCAUGUACAAUUACUUUUGGUAUUAUUCUGAUAUGUUUUAAAAACAAAAUUUUGCAUUACUCAAUACUGUAAAAUGAAUGCAAUAAACAUCCUUAAGAAAGUGGCUGAUCUAGAAAUAUCUGUUCACAAUCUUAAAGAAAAACAAUAAAAUAUUAAAUAUACCAGUGAACAUUUAAUGAAAAAUCUCAUGAAGCUACAGAAUAUUUACUUGUGUUAUCAGAUUUGUUUAUUAAGGGUGCUUAUGAUUAUAAAUAUCUGUUAGGGAAUUUAUCUUCUGGAUCAGGUAAAAAUGUUAAUGCAGAGUUUGACAAUAACCUAAUUGAACAAUGAGCUUAAAAAAAUUGGGAAAAAUAAUGUUAAAAAAACAUCAAUAUUUAAAACUAUAAUAGUGUAAUACAGACACCCAUCAUAAAACUAUGUAAUUUCUAUCAAAAUAAGGUGUUGUCAAACUCUGCGAUUUAUUGUAAGAAGUAAUGGUGCCAGUCCUUGAUUGUUGUUGUCUUCCAAUACUAUCAUGUUAAUAUCAGUCAUCACAGAGACUACAUUCCAUGUCACAAAUAUUCCAGCUAUAUUGAAUGUAGGAAUUUGCUUGGUAAUGGAAAAAUGCUUUGAUUUCAUCCGCUGUCAUGACUGUUUAGCAUUGUAUGUUAACCAUUAAAUGGACCAGAGCAGCCAAAAAUAAUUUCAUAUUUAUGAGAUCAGGGGUUAAAUUUAGUUUAGAUUAAUGUAGUGGAAAGACUUGUCAUGUUUUUAAAUCACAGUUUAAUUAUCUUCUUAUGCAUAUAUUUGAAAUACGUUUGAUCAAUAGAUAGGUCCAAUUAGUAGUGAACCCUGUAUUUCUGAUGAAUUUAAGACCUGAUGAAUCAAGACCAGGAUCAAUAUUUUUUAACCCCUGAAAUUAGUCAUAUUCAUUUUCUUAUGUGUACAUUAAGGGAAACCAAAAAUAAGCUGCCAAAAUAUGAAUUCAUUUUAUUUUCUCAAGAUUUUGUCUUGCCAGUCUCAUUUGAAAUAUUUUGAUUACAUUUGCCUGGAGUAUUAUAUAUUUUAUGCAUUAAUUCUCAUUGUAGUUUCAAUUUGUUUUGUAACUCAGUAUAGGGCUCCUAUGUUUUACCUUUAUUUCUUUCCAGUUAUUCUCUUGAUAUUACAUAUAAAUUUUUGGUAAACUGAUGAAUUUGUAUUUUAUACAAAUUAAUAUAAGUUCCUUUAAUUUCAGUUAUACAUACACCUUAAAAAGAAUGAAAGAUCUCAUAAUAAUUCCUAAAAGAUUACAUACUAUUUAUUGACAUGCUUUAAGAGGUUGAUUAUUUGCACAGUAUCACCACAUUAACUUACUUUGUCAUUGUAGGAAGCCUCUGUCUCUUACAUUGUUUAAAUAAUCAUGUACAAAUCAUAAGAUGAUUAUAAAUGAAUUGAAAAUUAAGUUCUACAAUAGCAAAUGUUAUGCUUGAAAGAUUUGUUGGAAGUUUGCAUUGCAAUCUCAGAGCUGUCUCCAACCUGACUGAAACUCAGUCUGCAAGUAUUAAUUUUGAUUGCAGUGCUUGACAAAUCCUCUUUACAAAUAUUUGACGCAUUUGUUGACCAUACAAUUGUGACAAAGAACUAAGGGCACUUGACUAGUGAAUUUAUGAAUUUUGCUGAUUUAUCUUUUGGUUAAGUACAAUAAAAAUCAUAAAACAGUAAUGUAAAUAAAUUUUAUAUAUAUUUAUCAAUGAAAGAACUUAUUAUAUAAAUAAAAUACACUAAUUUAAAAGAGUACAUUCAGCUUGAGAAUGUUUUGUUGCAAAAUUAUUUUGUUUUUUGUUUUGUUAAAGAUUUUAUAAAUGACAUCUAGUGAAAGCUUUAUUGUUAAGUGAUAGAAGAAAAAGGUAAUAUAUGAAAGAUUUUAAAGCAAUCAUGUAACUAUGGAAACAGGGUGUAUCGAAGGGAGAUGAUUCUAAGUCAGAAAGUGCAAUGUGAAUCAUGAUAUUUCUUGUUAUUGUUAGUCAUUGUACUGAGAAAUGAAAUAAAAACUAAUGUUUUCUC
Mytilus trossulus (common blue mussel) is the source of this 6556-nucleotide messenger RNA. Its product is annotated as neurofilament heavy polypeptide-like. Lineage: Eukaryota; Metazoa; Mollusca; Bivalvia; Mytilida; Mytilidae. The record is from RefSeq and is a predicted model, not a curated record. The coding region runs from base 142 to 1599 and encodes 485 amino acids. The transcript has 9 exons.